GGCAAGAGUCCCCAUGAGGGGCGGGCGGGGGUCGAGAGAGGGGCUCUUCUCUGAUUUCAAACGUAGAGUUGCUGAACAGAAGAUCCUAGCAGCUCUGAGUCCUACUGAGGGGGCUGCUGUCUCUGGGCGAGCUGUGUGAAUUGAGAGAAGCACCGAGCAGCAAGCAUGUCUAAGAGUGAUCCCCGAGACAUUGAUGAGGAUGCCAUCCUCAGGGGCCUCAGCGCAGAGGAGCUGGAGCAGCUGGACAUUGAGCUGCAGGAGCUGGACCCCGAGAACACCACUCUGCCUGCCGGGUAUCGCCAGCGUGACCAGACCAAGAAGAGUCCCACAGGUCCCUUUGAUCGCUUCGCCCUCAUGGAUUACCUGGAGAAACAGGCCAUAGAGCAUAAGGACAGAGAUGACCUGGUGCCUUUUACAGGGGAGAAGAGAGGGAAAGCCUUCGUUCCUAAACCAGGCUCAGGACAAAUCCCAGCGGACGAGCAGAUCAUUCUGGAACCUGAGCUGGAGGAAGCGCUGAGAAACGCAACAGAUGCUGAAAUGUGUGACAUUGCAGCCAUCCUUGGAAUGUACACACUUAUGAGCAACAAGCAAUAUUAUGAUGCCCUGAACACCACCGGCAAGAUUGCCAACACAGAAGGCAUCAACAGUGUGGUGAAACCAGAUGCGUAUAAAAUUUAUCCCGAGGAGCCUCCCAAUGACACCAAUGUGGAGGAAACUCUCGGCUACAUCCAGAAAAAUGACAACAGGCUGCAGGAGGUCAACCUCAACAACAUCCCGGACAUUCCCAUCCCAACCCUGAAAGAGAUUUUUGAGGCUAUGAAGCGUAACACACACGUGUUGUGCCUGAGCAUCGCCGGGACACGCAGUAAUGACCCUGUGGCCUUUGCCAUAGCUGAGAUGUUACAGGUCAACAAGAACCUGCAGAGCCUAAACAUUGAGUCCAACUUCAUCACUGCACAGGGCAUGAUGGCAAUCGUCAAAGCCCUCAGGCAAAACUCCACUCUGAUUGAGAUCAAGAUCGACAACCAAAGGCAGAAACUGGGCGACUCUGUUGAAAUGGAGAUUGCAUCCAUGUUGGAGAAGAAUCCCAGCAUCAUAAAGAUUGGGUACCACUUCACUCAGCAGGGCCCGCGUGCCAGAGCCGCCAUGGCCAUCACUAGAAACAAUGACAUCCUUCGUCAGCAGAGAGUAAGAUGAGCAGAUGGAGUUCAACAUCAUCAUCAUCUUCACUGUUCUCCUACAAGCACUCCAGUAACAGCCAGGACAACUGAAAUGCCUUUAGCAUUCACCAUCAGCCAUUGUGGAUAUCAUUACCACCAGCUUCAUAAGACUUUGUUACUUUUUAUGAGUUGAGUUUCAUAAAAUCUAAAUCUCUGACCUAAUAAAAUUGACCUGCUCUUUAA
This is a messenger RNA of Danio aesculapii, 1403 nucleotides long. RefSeq names its product tropomodulin 4 (muscle) (gene tmod4). Gene Ontology annotation, biological process: muscle contraction; myofibril assembly; pointed-end actin filament capping. Gene Ontology annotation, cellular component: striated muscle thin filament; myofibril. The record is from RefSeq and is a predicted model, not a curated record. Lineage: Eukaryota; Metazoa; Chordata; Actinopteri; Cypriniformes; Danionidae. The transcript has 10 exons. Bases 166 to 1197 code for a protein of 343 amino acids. Gene Ontology annotation, molecular function: tropomyosin binding.